AUGGCUGGGAGCUUUUUCUCCCGCUGCAGUUUUGCUGCUCCUGAACGCACCAGGACCGCCGUGCCCCAUCCCGGCCACGUGUCCCCGUCCUCGCUCUGUGUCCCCGUGUGCCUGCAGGUGCCUGGCGGGGGCCGUCUGUCCCCCCCCCCCCCCGAAGCCACCACGCUGGCCCCGCCGGAGAGCCUGGAGGUGUGGGUGCCGGAGCCCCUCACCUUCAGCCUCUGGGACUACGGGGUCUUCGGGCUGAUGCUGCUGGUGUCCACGGGCAUCGGGCUCUUCCACGGCCUCUCCAAGGGCGGCCAGAAGACCUCGGAGGAUUUCUUCACGGGCGGCCGGCGGAUGGCGGCGGUGCCGGUGGGGCUCUCGCUCUCGGCCAGCUUCAUGUCAGCCGUCCAGGUGCUGGGGGUGCCGGCCGAGGCGUACCGCUACGGCUCCAAGUUCCUCUGGAUGUGCCUGGGGCAGCUGCUCAACACCCUGCUCACCGCCCACCUCUUCCUGCCCGUCUUCUACCGCCUGGGGCUCACCAGCACCUACGAGUACCUGGAGCGGCGCUUCAGCAGGCGCGUGCGGCUCUGCGGCACCGUGCAGUACAUAACGGCCACGGUGCUGUACACGGGGAUCGUCAUCUACGCCCCCGCCCUGAUCCUCAACCAAGUGACCGGCUUGGACAUCUGGGCGUCGCUGCUCUCCACCGGAGCCAUCUGCACCUUCUACACCACCAUCGGCGGGAUGAAGGCUGUCAUCUGGACGGACGUCUUCCAGGUCUUCGUGAUGCUCUCCGGCUUCCUCGCCGUCAUCAUCCGGGGGCUGCUGCUGGCGGGGGGCCCCGCCAGGGUCCUGGCCAUCGCCGCCAAUGGCUCCAGGGUGAACUUCGGCGACUUCAACCCCGACCCGCGGAGCCGCUACAGCUUCUGGAGCUUCGUGCUGGGCGGCACGCUGCUCUGGCUCUCCAUGUACGGCGUGAACCAGGCGCAGGUCCAGCGCUACGUGGCCUGCAGGAGCGAGAGGGAGGCGAGGAUAGCGCUGCUGGUCAAUCAAGUGGGGCUCUUCUGCAUCGUCUCCAGCGCGGUGGCCUGUGGCCUUGUGAUGUUUGCGCUCUACAAGGACUGCGACCCCCUCCUGGCCGGAUACAUCUCGGCCCCGGACCAGUACAUGCCCUACCUGGUCCUCGACAUCUUCCAGACGUCCCCGGGGGUGCCGGGGCUGUUCUUGGCCUGCGCCUACAGUGGGACCCUGAGCACAGCCUCCACCAGCAUCAACGCCAUGGCCGCCGUCACCGUGGAGGACCUGGUGAAGCCCCGCAUGCCCGCGCUGUCACCGCGGAGGCUGACGCUGGUCUCCAAGGGGCUGUGUGAGUGGGGACGGGACCUGGCGCACGGCCGGGCCACCCUGAGCCGUGCCGUGCCGUGCCAGCCCAUCCUGGGCCGUGCCGUGCUGCACAACAACGUGCCAUG
This is a messenger RNA of Oxyura jamaicensis (ruddy duck), 1454 nucleotides long. It is a transcript of the gene SLC5A5, whose product is annotated as solute carrier family 5 member 5. Gene Ontology annotation, biological process: sodium ion transport; iodide transmembrane transport. The record is from RefSeq and is a predicted model, not a curated record. NCBI's taxonomy places the organism in Eukaryota, Metazoa, Chordata, Aves, Anseriformes, Anatidae. The annotation marks the transcript as partial. Gene Ontology annotation, molecular function: symporter activity. Gene Ontology annotation, cellular component: membrane. The transcript is spliced from 10 exons.